AUGAACAACAAGGGUUCAGAAGCUCUGUUCCAGGCUAGUUCGUCGUGCAAACUUCGUCUUGUGCGCAUGCUUGUGGAAGGAGGAACCUCGGUCAAUGUUCGUAACGAGCGCCAGGAGACACCACUAAUGCUAUGCUGUCAAUCCAAGACGGACAUCGAUGAAAAAAGUCGAGUUGUGAGUUACUUACUCAGCCAACAAGCAAAGGUAAAUUUGCAAGACGUUGACGGUCGGACAGCUCUGAUAUACGCUUGCACUUCAAACUCUGGAAAAGGAAUCAUCCAGGCUUUGAUGGAUGCAAAGUCUAAUCCGUGGAUCGAAGAUGGAAGUAAAAGUACAGUGUUUGAUUAUGUAAUGAAUGCUGGGGAUUUAGAGACCACGAGACUUUUAAUUAACGCUUGUCGAGAAAACAUGGAAAUACGAGGAAAUUUUCAAAUGAAAAACUUAGAAGAAUGUCUAGCUAAUAUGCAGGACAUUCGCAAGUUCUCCUGGCCAUUGAUGGGCCCCAGGUUACGGAGAAAUCACAUGAAUUUGUAUGCUGCUGAGAAAGAAGACACUUCCAUCUCCAGCGGAAAUCUCUUAGGUGCUGAUUUAGGGGUUGAUGGCGAAAAUCCUCAACCUGAGAGACGAAGGAAAAGAUCUGUGUGUCACUUUGAUCCGCUUGAUAUUCAAGAAAUAUUACGUUGCUCAGAACAGGCUAAUACCAAUAGAUCAAAAACAGAAAGUGAACAAGAAGGUAAAAGUGAGACGGAAGGGAAGCGAAAAACCUCCGUUCGUUCACUUUCAGAGGAGGAAAGGUUCAGUGUUCAGAUUUCUGAUGCAGAAACCUCGCCGCGUGACCCUUCAUCUGGGCUUGAAAAACUGCUAAAGCUACAAGAUUCUUUCGGCUCUUCAGAUUCAAACGAGUCCCCUUGCCCGACAAGUGAUAGUCGCAGGGAUUCAUUGACAACAGUUGGCUUCUCUUCUGCGAAUAAACACUCAUGGAAAGAGCAAAACUCGAUGCAGGAAAAUGGUUUUUCUAGUUUAGAAAAGGUAGAAGAUAUCACAAUCAAGGGCGCAAGCGAGGUUUCUUUAGCACCAAAGAUGCCUAAUGGCGAUGAUAAGAGUGAAAACGCAAGUUCAUUCGCAGGCGAUGAGACGCAAAAAUCUGCUCAUUUAAACGAAAAGAAUAGAACAGAAAAAGAUUGCGAACAGGAAAAACUUUUCAUAACUCGCAAUUCCUCCACGAGUGUGAUGCUCAACGAGAACUGCUCAUCAUUUGUCGAGACCUCAAUUCAAAGUCUAAGGCAAGUUAAUAGGGACUCCGCCGUGGAUAGGGCAUUUACGGAAAACACAGAAAACAGGUCAAACCGGAUUGUAUCUCCAGCAACCAGUCAGCAGUCGUCUCCCGUUUUGAGCCCCAUAGCAUCCCCAAGAGUAACUCGUCGUCAAACUACUGCACUGACGUUUAAACAAACCACGGUAAGUCCUCGAGCAUCUCCAGUGCCGCCUAUUUUCGACAACAAUCGACAAGAAGCAGGAGCACCCAUUGUAAGACGGUACACUCUAUCUGCAAUGGACAUGGGCAAGUUACAAAACACGGCUGGUAUCAAGACCCUCUUAACACCACCGACACACUCUUCCACCGCUGACAUUGACACCAGGAGGGUGGGGCUGGAGGGAUGCUUUGCCCCUCCUGGGCUGAGGAAGAGUAAGAGUGAUCUGACAGAUUGGAAGUCCAUUUCACGCAAUUUACAGGGUAAAGAGUAUGUAGAAGUCGGACCAAGUCCCGGGCCAAGCAUUCACAGCUUUCAGCAGCUUGUCGGCAACAACAAGGAAGGAAGUGAUAUUACUGAGUUCCAGUUACCAAGUAUCUCUUCACUGAAGAAAGGAAGUCGUUCAACGAUGAUCACUACCACAGAGAGCAAAACUCAGAAUGCUGAACACAGAAUGGACCUGCCAUUACCUUGGCCAAAUAAUGCCGACAAACAACGCCUGUGCUUCUCUGGUCAGGAAUUUCCUGUCGAUGAUCAAAGACGAUCACCCAGCCCAGGACGCAACUCGCUCCCCUCAUCGCCAAAAGAUCCCACAGUGUCAUCAACAGCUGGCGCCUAUGACUCCGUUGCUAUAGCCAAAGUGGCUGAUUUGUCACCAAGGGGCUCAGAGAACUCACCGGGAGAUGUGUUUCCAGACCUAUUCUUCAACUCUCCCACGAGAGCACACUACACAGAGGACAAUAAUUCCAAGUUGGGGGAAAGCGUAAAAGCAAAUUCGACGAAUUUCAACCUCAGAAAUAACAGAGAUGUCCUUGCUUUAAAUUCCAACGUUUCCGAGGAUCGUAAUGCAGUUUCGUCUCCCAAUCAGCAGCGAAUUAGUCCAAGACUCCGCCCAGCCACACUUCUACCACCGCUGACAAUUUCCAACAGGAGAUCGCCGACGCAUGAACUGGAAGAUGGCUAUUUCUCGGGGUCACCUUCACCAGCGGAUGUUGAAAGUCCACGAAGAAAAUCAAGCAAUGAGUAUCUGCGGUAUUCAUUUCGACCGAUUUCCCCCCGUUCCCCUAUUCGCUCACCAAAGUUCAACGCGGGAAAACUAUCUCAACCACGUUAG
Pocillopora meandrina is the source of this 2586-nucleotide messenger RNA. Lineage: Eukaryota; Metazoa; Cnidaria; Anthozoa; Scleractinia; Pocilloporidae. The record is from the annotation of a GenBank genome assembly.